Mesocricetus auratus (golden hamster) is the source of this 11282-nucleotide messenger RNA. RefSeq names its product insulin like growth factor 1 receptor (gene Igf1r). Gene Ontology annotation, molecular function: phosphatidylinositol 3-kinase binding; ATP binding; insulin receptor activity. The transcript is spliced from 21 exons. Gene Ontology annotation, biological process: regulation of JNK cascade; multicellular organism development; insulin-like growth factor receptor signaling pathway. The record is from RefSeq and is a predicted model, not a curated record. The coding region runs from base 30 to 4151 and encodes 1373 amino acids. NCBI's taxonomy places the organism in Eukaryota, Metazoa, Chordata, Mammalia, Rodentia, Cricetidae. Gene Ontology annotation, cellular component: insulin receptor complex; axon; membrane.
AAAAGGGAAUUUCGUCCCAAAUAAAAGGAAUGAAGUCUGGCUCCGGUGGAGGGUCCCCGACCUCGCUGUGGGGGCUCGUGUUUCUCUCUGCCGCGCUCUCGCUGUGGCCGACGAGUGGAGAAAUUUGCGGGCCCGGCAUUGACAUCCGCAACGACUACCAGCAGCUGAAGCGCCUGGAAAACUGCACAGUGAUCGAGGGUUUCCUGCACAUCCUGCUCAUCUCCAAGGCCGAGGACUACCGAAGCUACCGCUUCCCCAAGCUCACAGUCAUCACCGAGUACUUGCUGCUGUUUCGAGUGGCCGGCCUUGAGAGCCUGGGAGACCUCUUCCCCAACCUCACGGUCAUCCGUGGCUGGAAACUCUUCUACAACUACGCACUGGUCAUCUUUGAGAUGACCAAUCUCAAGGAUAUUGGACUUUAUAAUCUGAGGAACAUCACUCGGGGGGCCAUCAGGAUCGAGAAGAACGCCGACCUCUGUUACCUCUCCACCAUAGACUGGUCUCUCAUCUUGGAUGCAGUGUCCAAUAACUACAUUGUGGGGAACAAGCCCCCAAAGGAGUGUGGGGACCUGUGUCCAGGGACCUUGGAGGAGAAGCCCGUGUGCGAGAAGACCACCAUCAACAAUGAGUACAACUACCGCUGCUGGACCACAAAUCGCUGCCAGAAAAUGUGCCCGAGUGUGUGCGGGAAGCGAGCGUGCACCGAGAACAAUGAGUGCUGCCACCCGGAGUGCCUAGGCAGCUGCCAUACACCUGACGACAACACAACCUGCGUGGCCUGCCGACACUACUACUACAAAGGCGUGUGCGUGCCUGCCUGCCCACCCGGCACCUACAGGUUCGAGGGCUGGCGCUGUGUGGACCGCGAUUUCUGCGCCAACAUCCCCAACGCCGAGAGCAGCGACUCAGACGGCUUUGUCAUCCACGAUGGCGAGUGCAUGCAAGAAUGUCCCUCAGGCUUCAUCCGCAACAGCACCCAGAGCAUGUACUGUAUCCCCUGUGAAGGCCCCUGCCCCAAAGUCUGUGGCGAUGAAGAAAAGAAAACAAAAACCAUCGACUCAGUUACGUCGGCUCAGAUGCUCCAAGGAUGCACCAUCUUGAAGGGCAAUUUGCUUAUUAAUAUCCGGCGGGGCAAUAACAUUGCCUCAGAACUGGAGAACUUCAUGGGGCUCAUCGAGGUGGUUACCGGCUAUGUGAAGAUCCGCCAUUCCCACGCUUUGGUCUCCUUGUCCUUCCUGAAGAACCUUCGUCUAAUCUUAGGCGAGGAGCAGCUCGAAGGGAACUACUCCUUCUAUGUUCUGGACAACCAGAACUUGCAGCAGCUGUGGGACUGGAACCACCGGAACCUGACCGUCAGGUCGGGGAAGAUGUACUUUGCCUUCAAUCCCAAGCUGUGUGUCUCUGAAAUUUACCGCAUGGAGGAAGUAACAGGGACAAAGGGCCGCCAGAGCAAAGGGGACAUAAACACCAGGAACAAUGGAGAGCGAGCUUCCUGUGAAAGUGACGUUCUCCGUUUCACCUCCACCACCACCUCAAAGAACCGCAUCAUCAUAACAUGGCACCGCUACCGGCCCCCAGACUACAGGGAUCUCAUCAGCUUCACAGUCUACUACAAGGAGGCACCCUUUAAAAAUGUUACGGAAUAUGACGGGCAGGAUGCCUGUGGCUCCAACAGCUGGAACAUGGUGGAUGUGGACCUCCCUCCCAACAAGGAGGGGGAGCCUGGCAUUUUACUGCAUGGGCUGAAGCCCUGGACCCAGUAUGCUGUCUAUGUCAAAGCUGUGACCCUCACCAUGGUGGAAAACGACCAUAUCCGUGGGGCCAAAAGUGAGAUCUUGUACAUUCGCACCAAUGCUUCAGUUCCUUCCAUUCCUCUAGAUGUACUUUCGGCAUCAAACUCUUCCUCUCAGCUGAUUGUGAAGUGGAAUCCCCCAACUCUGCCCAAUGGUAACUUGAGUUACUACAUCGUGAGGUGGCAGCGGCAGCCACAGGAUGGCUACCUGUACCGGCACAACUACUGCUCCAAAGACAAAAUACCCAUCAGAAAGUACGCGGAUGGCACCAUUGAUGUGGAAGAGGUGACGGAGAAUCCCAAGACGGAAGUGUGUGGUGGUGACAAAGGGCCUUGCUGUGCUUGUCCCAAAACUGAAGCCGAGAAGCAGGCUGAGAAGGAAGAGGCCGAGUACCGCAAAGUCUUUGAGAAUUUCCUGCACAAUUCCAUCUUCGUGCCCAGACCCGAAAGGAGGCGGAGAGAUGUCAUGCAAGUAGCCAACACCACCAUGUCUAGCAGAAGCAGGAACACCACAGUGGCUGACACCUACAAUAUCACAGACCCAGAAGAACUCGAGACAGAAUACCCUUUCUUUGAGAGCAGAGUGGAUAACAAGGAGAGAACUGUCAUCUCCAACCUCCGGCCUUUCACUUUGUACCGCAUCGAUAUACACAGCUGCAACCACGAAGCCGAGAAGCUGGGCUGCAGUGCCUCCAACUUCGUCUUUGCGAGAACCAUGCCUGCAGAAGGAGCAGAUGACAUUCCUGGACCAGUGACCUGGGAGCCAAGACCUGAAAACUCCAUCUUUUUAAAGUGGCCAGAACCUGAGAACCCCAACGGACUGAUUCUAAUGUAUGAAAUAAAGUACGGAUCACAAGUCGAGGAUCAGCGGGAAUGUGUGUCCAGGCAGGAAUACAGGAAGUACGGAGGGGCCAAGCUUAACCGGCUAAACCCAGGGAACUAUACAGCCCGGAUUCAGGCCACCUCUCUAUCCGGCAAUGGGUCCUGGACAGACCCUGUGUUCUUCUAUGUCCCAGCCAAGACGACGUAUGAGAAUUUCAUGCACCUGAUAAUUGCUCUGCCGGUCGCCAUCCUGCUGAUUGUGGGGGGACUGGUCAUCAUGCUGUAUGUCUUCCAUAGGAAGAGAAAUAACAACAGGUUGGGCAAUGGAGUGUUGUAUGCCUCUGUGAACCCCGAAUAUUUCAGUGCAGCGGAUGUGUACGUUCCCGAUGAAUGGGAAGUAGCUCGAGAGAAGAUCACCAUGAACCGGGAGCUUGGACAAGGGUCCUUCGGGAUGGUCUAUGAAGGAGUGGCCAAGGGUGUGGUCAAGGAUGAACCUGAAACCAGAGUAGCCAUCAAGACAGUAAAUGAGGCUGCAAGUAUGCGUGAAAGAAUUGAAUUUCUCAACGAGGCUUCGGUGAUGAAGGAGUUCAACUGUCACCAUGUGGUCCGGUUGCUGGGGGUGGUAUCCCAAGGCCAGCCUACCCUGGUCAUCAUGGAACUCAUGACACGUGGAGAUCUCAAAAGUUAUCUCCGGUCUCUAAGACCAGAAGUGGAGCAGAAUAAUCUAGUCCUAAUUCCUCCAAGUUUAAGCAAGAUGAUCCAGAUGGCUGGAGAGAUUGCAGAUGGCAUGGCGUACCUCAACGCCAACAAGUUCGUCCACAGAGACCUGGCUGCUCGGAACUGCAUGGUAGCUGAAGAUUUCACAGUCAAAAUUGGAGAUUUUGGUAUGACACGAGACAUCUAUGAGACAGACUACUACCGGAAAGGAGGGAAGGGGCUGCUGCCCGUGCGCUGGAUGUCUCCUGAGUCCCUCAAGGACGGAGUCUUCACCACCCACUCAGAUGUCUGGUCCUUUGGGGUCGUCCUCUGGGAGAUUGCCACACUGGCUGAGCAGCCAUACCAAGGCUUGUCCAACGAGCAAGUUCUUCGCUUCGUCAUGGAGGGCGGCCUUCUGGACAAGCCGGACAAUUGCCCUGACAUGCUGUUUGAACUCAUGCGCAUGUGCUGGCAGUACAACCCCAAGAUGCGGCCCUCCUUCCUGGAGAUCAUUGGCAGCAUCAAGGAUGAGAUGGAGCCCAGCUUUCAGGAAGUCUCCUUCUACUACAGCGAGGAGAACAAGCCUCCCGAGCCAGAAGAGCUGGAGCUGGAGCUGGAGCUGGACCCCGAGAACAUGGAGAGCGUACCGCUGGACCCCUCGGCCUCCUCAGCCUCCCUGCCUCUGCCCGAAAGACACUCGGGGCACAAGGCCGAGAACGGCCCAGGCCCCGGAGUACUGGUCCUCCGUGCCAGUUUCGAUGAGCGACAGCCUUACGCUCACAUGAACGGGGGACGCGCCAACGAGAGGGCUCUGCCUCUGCCUCAGUCUUCGACCUGCUGAUCCUCAGACGCGGAAGCACAUGCAAACAGUAACGUGUGCGCCCACUCGGUGCGCAGGGGGAGAGCAGGCCGUAACAAUCUAUUCACAAGCCUCCUGUACCUCAGUGGAUCUUCAGAACUGCCAUUGCUGCCCACGGGAGACGGCUUCUCUGCAGUAAACACAUUUGGGACCUCCCUUUUUUCAAUAUGCAAGCAGCUUUUUAUUUCCCUACCCGAAUCCUUAACUGACAUGGGCCUCUGCAAACCUUAAUGACAACACUUAAUAGCAACAGGACACUCGAGAACUGAGUCUCCUCAUUCUAUACCUUUCUCUCUCUUCUGCCUUCCCUCUCUCCUCUCCCUCUCUUCCUCUCUUCCUUCUCCUUUUUCUGCUUUACAAUGGAAAAAUUGUUUGCUGAAAGCCCAGCCGGGAAGCCUUCUUUUUCUUUUUUCUUUUUUUUUUUUAAUCAGAUUGACUUAAUGGCUGUCCCUGGGGCUCCUCCUCACCCCAUACACACCUGCCUGACACCAUAGGUCUUUACAAAAAAAGAGAGAGAGGAGAGAGAGAAAAUGCACACACUGAGAUGGAAUUUUUUAACUGUAUCUUUAACCUUUUUAGGGUCAUCUGAAAUUUUCAAAGGGCCAUUGUUCAUCCACAGUUGUUACCAUUUUCAUGCCGCCAGAUUUUGCCAAAACCCUAUAUUUUUCUUUUUUCUCAUGCGCACUCCCUGCGCUGAUCUCCUUUUGUCCAGAGGCAUAGGGUGAAACUCGGCAUCAAGUUAAUAAUAUCACUCCAGAGACACGCUGGCGAUGCCUCCGCUGUGUCUCGGCGUGCCCUUGUGGCCACAUCCCCCUGGGUCUCGUCGCUCUGUGACGACUAGGUUACCGUUUGGGAGAACUGAGCAAGAUGGAGCCUGCCCUCAUUGGAGAAGGGGCAGGCUGACCUGGCUCCCCCACCCCCACCCACCCACCCACCCACAGCACCCCAGGAAUGCUGGAGCAAGUGGCCAUGAGCAAGCCUGAAGGUCAGGUUGUGGGUCAAGAUGUUCCUCAGACCUCUCCUGCCCUUUCCCCAGCCUCCCUCCUGGCCCCCAAGGGACACAGAUGCGAAAGGGUCCCGGGGACUCUGCCCGGCUGUUGGUGCAGACGUGCGAGGAAGGGAUUGAGACACCACAGCUGCAGCGCCAGGCAGUGGAACCAAGUAGUCUAAGCUUUGGCAUGGUCUCUGUUACUAGGACUUCUUCAUGGGUCUCUCAGUUCUAUGUUAGACCAUGAAACAUUUGCAUACACAUCGUCUUCAAUGUCACUUUUAUAACUUUUUUACGGUUCAGAUAUUCAUCUAUACGUCUGUACAGGAAAAAAAAAAGCUGCUAUUUUUUUGUUCUUUAUCUCUGUGGAUUUAAUCUAUGAAACUUUCAGGUCUCCCCUUCUUCCUUUCUGCUCACUCCAAGAAACUUCCUAUGCUUUGUACUAGAGUGUGGUUUUUUUCCUUACUCUUCUCCAGUAACUAAUGCUUCUAGAACAUAAUUUGCCAUGAACUGUUUGAUGCCUUUUUUAAUAAAUACAUCUCCCUUCCCCCACUCCCUGCAACCCCAUUCAUUAUCUUCUAACCGAUAGGCUCUGUGGGCGCAGUGCUGCUCAGGGACUGAGGAGGAUGGGUGGCCAGGACCCGGGUACUGCUGGGCCCUGCCCUCAUCCCCACACCUCCCUGCACACAGCACUGGAGUGAGUGUCUGUUAGCCUGCAAGACAUGCCACAAACUCAGGUCAGAAACAAAAAGAGGUUAAAAAUCUCACACAUCCUGGCUUAGUUUUAUAGUCCCCAUUGUUGAAAGUCACACCUUGGCCUUCCCUCUUUGUUUUGGUUUUGGUUGUCUCUCUCUCUCUCUCACACACACACACACACACACACACACACACACACACACACACAUUCAUUUUGGGAUACAAUAGCAGUUUUAACUGCAGACAGUAGGUAUUUGAGUUACUUUUUAUGGGUACUUAAUCCUACACACACACACACAGCUGCUGAGUCCCCUAGUGGCCCGUCUGCCGUCACCCUGACCCUCACCAGGCCAGCCUGCCUGUCUUGAACCAGAAUGUCUGAAUGGGUGACUUCCAGGUGAGCAAGGUGCAGGGUACCAAUACCCCAUGGCCAGAAGCAGCAGCCUCAGUAGAAUUCUGGAGACCACUCCCAGGUCAGAAGGCCUGAGUGUCAGGCAGAGCAGAGGUGAUCCCACGGUAGCCCCGGAGUCCUUUGCCGGUCCUUAGUUGGAAUUUGUUUUGUUUAGUUUUUAACAAUUUUUACCAGAGUGGUGACAGCGGAGAGUUGCUUCUGGGCUGGAAAUAAUUAAUGUAUGAGUAAGAAAAAAAGCUGGAAGAUGAUGAUUGCAGUUGUGACUGGGGAUUAAACACAGGAAAGGUUGCAGUUCUCUGGCUUAUCUGUAGUUUAAGGUUCAUGGCUCUUAACUAGCCCCACAGUGUUUCCCCUUGACAAAAAGAGAGGCAAAAAGAGGAGAAAAAAUGUUUAUUAAGAAGGUAUUACAUGUAGGAGUUUUAAUUUAUUUCGUGAUACCUGUUUUAAUCACUGUAGAGAAGCCCCCUUUAUGAAUUUAAAUACUGAGGAAAAAGGGUGUGUGUGUGUGUGUGUGUGUGUGUGUGUGUGUGUGUGUGUGUGUGUGUUAGGUGUUAGACGGGACAGUUUUUGCUUUGGGGAGUGUUGUUUUUCAAACAUUUAUCUACCUCACUCUUAUUUUUCAUGUGUAUAUAUAUAUAUAUAUAUAUUAAAAAAUACAUCUCACACUUCUCAGAACCUGACAAUAGGCCAAUGAUACUGGUAACCUCAUCCACACCACAGGCCACAUACCCUGGUGAAGCAGAGAGAGGCCAGGCUGGAUUCUGGGGUCAAAGCAACACUAACUCUCUCAGCCUCCCCCACUCGUCUCCAAAAGCUCACCUUUCCCGGGCAUCUUUGUUUUUUUAUUUUGUUUUGUUUUCCUCACCUGGUUCCCUCAGAGGUUUCCCUGCUUCCAACCCAACACCCCCAUGAGCCUAGAGUACACCAGUGGAGGGGGGGUCCCUUGCCCGUCCUCACCCGGCUGACUUUGGAACAGAACUUUCUUUAUACAGAUCGAAUGACCGACAUAUAUCGCCCCCAAGAGAGAAGAUAACUCCCAGGUUUUGAGGGCAGGAGGCGUCCACACACAGGUUGUCUGAAAGUCCUAAUGUGUGUGCACGUAGGGUCACCUGUUGGCUGGCUCUGCUGCUCCGCUGAGGCCUCCACUGUGGCAGGGGCGUGGCCCCAUUGCUGUCCUGCAUUGGUUUCUCUUAGAGGUACAACCAUGUUGGCAGCUGCAGAGCCCUGCCCUCACCCUGCUUCUGAAAGAAGGCCAGUAUGAUAAAGGGAGGGCCGGGCACAGCCCGCACCCCCUGCAGGCUGCUGUGCUCCCUCCCCCCAGGGCUAAGCAAGGACUGACCAAACCUCCUUGAGGCUGGACAGCCAGUGGUCGGCUCCCAGCCUUCCCUGUGCUUUGCCUCUGUCCAUCCCAUCCCUUUGCUGCUCACGGGGGUGGACAGUGCACUCCUCAGUUCCAGCAGCUGCUCUCACAGGCCCUGGGGACUUUCGUUGGGAAGCAUGGGUGACUUUUCCCGGUGUAGAGAACUGCCUAACAGUUGACGAGUUAAGCUCAGGAGUCCUUUGCCUCCUGCCAGAACGCUGCCCUUCUCGGAGUUCCUAGGAGCUCACAGGGUCCCUGGGAGACACCGUUUGAUCAGGGUUUUCUACUCUAGGUGAUCCCAUGGUAUUGUGGCCUCUCCUCUCUUGCACAUACCUACCGGUUUUCCACAACUGGAUUUCUACAGACAAUUCAGCUGGUUUUAAGGGUUUUUUUUUUUAAUUGUCCAAGUUGUUGGUGUUGUUUGAUGUAGAUUUUUUUCUUUAAGUAGAGAGAAAACACCUAACAGUGUAGUGCCCAUCAUAACAAAUGCUCCAGAAACACUUCAAUAAAAGAGAAGUUUUCUUGUAUGAGGGUGCGGUCGUUUUCGCUGGACCAACCCACCCACCUUGACUAUUGCAAGGCAUCAUGUGUCCACAGUUCUAGCCUGAUUUCAUGCUGAUUUUUCCCACCUCUUCCUGAUUUUUCUCUUUAUAUGCUCCAAGUAAUCUUACCAAGCUGAGCUGUGGCCUUUUCCAUGCAACCUCCUUCCCUGGCGGCAGCCCGCACUGCUUGAAAACAUGAAACAUGAACCACUGAGGCACAUCGUUCGGGGGAUGUGAACAUGAAGGUGUUCUCCCACACAGCCCUUCCUUGAGGCAGCAGGCGCUGAGUUGUGGAGGCACAGUCCGAACCUGAGCUGUGUGACACCCACACAACCCCAUCUCCUUUCAGGAAUGUCAUGACGUUGAUUCUUAGUUGGAAUGAGGCUUCCUCCCUGGAACACAGACUGUUGAAGGCCAUCGUUGGCCCCUCCUUCCAGCCUGUUUCUUAUGACUCGGGACAAUUCAAUGGUAGGAAAAGCAGCUUCCUAAGAGAGACAGGCGAUCGUUGUGAUAUGAGCAGAUGGCAGAGUGUUUGGAAUGCAGUAGUAUUUCUUGGAUGGGCUAACAGACGGAUGAGCUCUGUAUGAUGCCAAGUUCUGAGCCAGUGUGAGCUCCUGAAGCCUCUUCCUUAGCAGCGCACCUCUGUCAGCAGUGGCUGUCCCUGAGGCAAGCAGGCUGAUGUGGCAAGGUCUCACCAAGCUCAGGUGGGUAAGAAGGCUAGGAUGCUUACCCCUGUUACCAUCGUUGGGUCCUCCGAGAGUGGCCACACAGGUGAAGGCAACGCUGUUCCUAAACGUUGGCAUCCUGCAUGCGACAAUACCACCCUGUUGAUAUGCUUUGGCCCAUUUUAACAGUAAUGAAUUUAUGGUUUGGGUUUUUUUUUUUCUUAUGUUACCUUUGUAUUUGUCUGAUGUCUUUUCAUUUCCUGGGCUAAGCAGCACAUUGGGAGACCUGGACCAGAGAGAUCCACUCCUUAACGAACCAGUGAUGAUGGUCAAACUUUCUCACUCGGCUCUGAACUAGGUGGUGGUACAAAUGAGAACUUCAAGACAGGAUGUUUGUUUAAAGUGAACCUCUCUUGCCAGAGGUGCUGAAGAUAGAGGCCUUGGACAGGUCAGGGGGCUUCUUUGGGCCUUCAACUUUGACAUCCGGAUGGUUAUUGAGAGAAGCAAACUCCUUGAUGGAUAAUGGGAUGACCAUGCAGUAGGAAGCCAUGGUGACGGGGAUGGUGACAUGAAGAGGAUUGGGGACAGAGGCAUAAGGGCUCAGAAGAAGCCAGGACCACUUUUGGAUGUGAUGGUUUCUGAAUGUGUGAGACCACGUCAAGGCUGUGGAGUCAUCGUGGGCAUUUGGUUUCAGAUAAUAAACUUAGCAUCGUGCUCUGGGAACUCACAGAGCUAAGUCACGUGUUGGAGAACUCAGACUCCAUCACACUCACCAGCUGAGUUGUCUGGGGCAUGCUAAGGAUUUAUUUUGUUUUGUUUAUGUGAGAGCUUCAUAAUCACUGAUUUGUGUGUCCACAUUUGUGUCUGCAUCUUUCCAGUAAACAUUGUUUUUUUUUUUAAUUAGUCACUCAUUAUCGUUUCCAAUCGGGCUUCUAAGUCCAGUAGAUUACGGGUAGUCAGUUGACGAAGAUCUGGUUUACAAGAACUAAUUAAAUGUUUCAUUGCAUUUUUGUAAGAACAUAGAAUAAUUUUAUAAAAUGUUUGUAGUUUAUAAUUGCCGGAAGUAAUUUAAAAACACUUUUCCCCCUCUGUGUGUGCAAAUAUGUGUUUGUGUUCUUUUUUUUUUUGACACUUGUUUACUAGCUAGCUUUACAAUAUGCCAAAAUAAAAAAACCAAAAAAAUAAAAAACUAAAAAAAAAAUAUUCCCCGCCCCAUCCUCCAGAUCCAAGCCGUGGUUCACUCCCUUUCCCAAAUGCUAUGUGCUCUAGUUUGUAAAAGAAAAAAAAAGAAAAAAAAAAAAAGGAAUGACAGUGGUUUUAAAAGUACUUCUGUAUUCUUCAGUAUCUUGGUCUUGGAACCUUUAGCUGGGGAAGCAGUCACCUUUUACUGAUCAUUUCCCUGUGGAGUGUGCCAAGCCCCUUGCUGGCCAUGGAAAUAGCAAUGUGUUGCCACCCAGCAGUGUGGGUUGGUGUUCACUGGUGGCAUCUGGCUCAUGUGGCUGGUGUUUAUCCUAGUUCUGCAGUGUCAUAGAGGUGGGAGGGUCUCAAGACACAGAAUGGCUUCAAGGUGACCACGCAAACAAUCCUAGUGUGCGAGCCAUUGGCAUGCAUAUGUACAUGCCUCAGAUCCCAGUGAAGGCUGUGCCUACUUGUGUGUAAGGCCGAACACUGAAGGUACAUUUUUCCAGUACAGAACAAACUCUCAACAAAAACCACAACAUGGUCCCCCCCCAAUUUUUUUAAGAGUUAAAAUUCAUGUCCUUCGACUCCCAGUGCAUUAUUGGCCAUGUCUCUAUAGAGUUCCAGAAGAUACCGUUGCUGAAAGCAUCUUGAAUUGUCUAACUCUACAGGGGGAAGGUCUAGGAACUAUUUGUGGGUUGGGUUGCACUGGAUUUGGCUUUUGACUUUCUCAUGGAUGUUGGGCAUUGUGGCAGACACGGGUGGGACAGAUGCCUGCCUGUGACAUCAUCUGUCUGCUUCCUAAACCAGUGAGGUUGGGGGAGAGGUUUGCCAGGGUUUGUCUACCUCUGGGAUUUAAAAAACAAAAUAAAAUCAGAAGGUAUGAGGGAACAGAUGCACCGCCAAUAAUGCAUUUCUGAGUUUUCUUGUUAAAAAUUUUUCUUAAAAAAGAAAAAAAGUUUUAAAAAGAUAUCAAUAUGGCCAAUUUGUUACAUAAAAUAAUUUUCUGUGUAUAAAUUAUUCCUUUAAAAAACCCUCUGUUUAUAUUUUAAAAAAUCAAUAGAUGAAAAAAAUUCAAUGUUUUUGUAUAUUCUGUUGUAAGAAUUUAUUCCUGUUACUGCGACAUACUCGGGAUUCUUUACAUUAUGAAAAAGAAACUUUGUCUAUUUUGAAUGGCUGACGCUAAGGCCACCUGAGUUUCUAUUACUCUGCUUUUUUCUAGUAGGUAAAGUACCACAUGGGUUAAGUUAAAUAAAAGAAUUCUGUAUGCA